Messenger RNA from Pleuronectes platessa (European plaice), 8904 nucleotides. RefSeq names its product nebulin. Gene Ontology annotation, molecular function: actin filament binding. The transcript is spliced from 63 exons. Bases 50 to 7366 code for a protein of 2438 amino acids. The record is from RefSeq and is a predicted model, not a curated record. Gene Ontology annotation, cellular component: Z disc. Lineage: Eukaryota; Metazoa; Chordata; Actinopteri; Pleuronectiformes; Pleuronectidae. Gene Ontology annotation, biological process: cardiac muscle thin filament assembly.
UUCUGUUGUUGUUUUUCUUGUCCGUCCUUUGUCCUCAGAAGUGAGUCACAUGGAGGAAGAGCAGGCUCCUGCUGCUCUGCUGUUGGACGGAGAAGAUGAAAACGUGAUGACAGUGAGAGGAGAGAAAGAAAAGUCUUUCCAGGAGACGGUCGUAACGAAGGUGAUGACCAUGGUCACAGGGAAGAGGGAGGAGGAGGAGGAGGCUGAAACUGACAGAAUAUCAGAGGAAGAGGAGGAGGAAAAUGAAGCAGAGGAGGAGGAAGGAGAGGAAGAGGAGGAGGAGGAGAGUAAAGGAGAAAAGCUUCUGGGGCCUUGGGAGUCUGAGGCCUGUGAUGUGAAGCCUCCGCUGCCGGACCCAGCUUUCAACAGAAGGUGCAGUUUCCUCUCCAGUGACGUGAAGUAUAAAGAAGACUUUGAGAAGAUGAAGGGUCAGAGUCUGUUUGUUCCUGAGGCUGAACUCAUCCACUCCAAGAACAUCAGUGCUGUGAUAUCUGAGUCGAAGUACAAGGAGGACGGGAAGAAGGAGGCGUCGGUGUCUCUGUACUCCGUCCUGCCGGAGACGCCGGAGACACAACACGCCAGAGAGGCGUCCGAGCUGCAGAGUGAGAUUAAAUACAAAGGCAACGUGAAGAUAGAGAACUCCUCGUCUCUCUUUUCUCUUCUGCCUGAAACCACAGAGACUCAGUUUGUCAAGGAGCUGACGGAGAUGCUGAGCGAGAACAAGUACAAGGAGGAAGGAAAGAAGGAGAUGAGCAGCAGUUUGUACUCUCAGCUCCCUGAAACCGCCGAGAUGCAGCUGGCCAAGACCGUGCACGAGUUUCAGAGCGAGAAAAAAUACAAAGAAGACGGAAAGAGAAAAGCCUCCAUCUCUCUCUACUCUCAGCUUCCUGACACUCCGGAGAUUCAGCACGCACUGGAGGUGUCGCAGCUGCAGAGCGAGGUGAACUACCGCCCCAAGCUGCUGGUUAGAGGAGCUCCCUCGUCUCUUUACUCUCAGCUCCCCGACACCCCAGAGAUCCAGUUUGCCAGAGAGAUGACUGAGAUGCAGAGUGAGAGUAAAUACAAGGAGGGCGGCAGGAGGAGGCUCUCUCAGACUUUCUACUCUCAGCUCCCAGAGACGACCGAGACUCAGUUUGCUAAAGCUGUGGCGGAGCUGCAGAGCGAGAUGCGAUACAAAGACGCAGGGAAGAAGGACGUGAACUCGUGUUUGUACUCUCUCCUCCCGGAGACGUUGGAGACAGCUCACGCCAAAGAAGUGUCCGAGCUCCUCAGUCAGGUGAAGUAUAAAGAGGAGGGUAAGAAGGAGAUGAGCGUGAACCUGUUCUCUCUGUUACCUGAGACCAUCGACACCCAACACGCUAAAGAGGCGUCUCAGCUGCAGAGCCAGGUGAAGUAUAAAGAAGGUCUGAAGCAGAAGAUCCAGAGCAGUUUGUAUCAUCAGCUCCCGGAGACCCCGGAGACACAGCUGGCCAAACAGCUGUCUGAGCUGCAGAGUGAGACUAAGUAUAAAGAAGCUGGAAAGAAGGAGGUGACUUCCUGCCUGUACUCUCUCCUCCCUGAGACGCUGGAGACACAACACGCCAAAGAGACGACCGAGCUGCUCAGUGAGAUUAAGUACAAGGAGAGUGGGAAGAAGGAGAUGUCCAGCUCCCUCUAUUCCACGCUGCCCGAUACUUCACAGACCAGCUUCGCCAGAGAGAUGACUGACAUGCAGAGCGAGAGUAAAUACAGAGAGGACGGGAUGAAGAGCAUGUCCCAGAGUAUCUACAGUCAGCUGCCGCAGACCACAGACAUGCAGUUUGUUAAAACUGUGUCGGAGCUGCAGAGUGAGAUGAAGUACAGAAAAGGAAAGAAGGACGUGUCCAACUCGCUGUACUCCACUCUGCCCGAGACUCUGGAGACGCUACACGCCAAAGAAGCGUCUGAGCUGCAGAGUGAGCUGAAGUACAAGGCGGCUCUGAAGAAAGGUCUGUCCUCCAGUCUGUUCCAUCACCUGCCUGAGACCUUGGAGACGGCCCACGCUAAAGAAGUCUCCGAGCUUCUCAGUGAGGUGAAGUAUAAAGAGGAGGGUAAGAAGGAGAUGAGCGUGAACCUGUUCUCUCUUCUACCUGAGACCUUCGACACCCAACACGCUAAAGAGGCGUCUCACCUCCAGAGCCAGCUGAAGUAUAAAGAAGGUCUGAAGCAGAAGACUGAGAGAAGUUUGUACCAUCACCUCCCGGAGACCCCGGAGACACAGCUGGCCAAACAGCUGUCGGAGCUGCAGAGUGAGACCAAGUACAAGGAGGCGGGUAAGAAAGAGGCAAACAGCUGCCUGUACUCGCUGCUGCCUCACACCAUGGAGACCCAGCAUGCUAAAGAAGCUGCAGAGCUGCUGAGUGAGAUCAAGUACAAGGAGAGUGGGAGGAAGGAGAUGUCCAGCUCGCUGUACUCCUCGCUGCCGGACACCUCAGAGACCAGCUUCGCCCGGGAGAUGACGGACAUGCAGAGCGAGAGUAAGUACAAGGAGGCCGGGAAGAGAAGCCUCUCUCAGAGUUUCUACUCACAGCUUCCAGAAACCGCCGACACUCUGUUUGCUAAGAGUGUGUCCGAGCAGCGCAGCGAGAUGAAGUACAGAGCAGCCGGACAGAGAAGAGGGAGCCGCUCUUUGUACUCGACUCUACCGGAGACUCUGGAUACUCAACACGCCAGAGAGGCUUCCCGGCUGCAGAGUCAGCUGAAAUACAAGCAGAGUCUAAAGAGCGACACCACGAGUCUUUACCACCUGAUGCCAGAAACCAACGAGACUCAGUUUGCCAGGGAGCAGACGGAGAUGCUCAGUGAGGUCAAGUACAAAGAAGAAAGUAAGAAGGAGCAGAGCGUCCACCUGUUCUCUCUGCUCCCCGACACAGUCGAGGCUCAGCACGCCAAAGAGCUGAGAGAUCUGCAGAGUGAGUCUAAAUACAAAGAGGCCAGUAAGAAGCAGGCGUCCACGCCUCUGUACCAUCGACUGCCAGAGACCCUGGAGACGCAGCACGCCAAGGAGGCGUCGCAGCUGCAGAGCCAGAUCUUGUAUAAAGAGGCUGUGAAGAGGGAGACGUCCUGUCCCGUGUUCCACCAGCUGCCCGAGACGCUGGAGACCCAGUUCGCCCGAGAGCUCACGGACAUGCAGAGCCAAAACAGGUACCAGGAGGACGGGAGGAGGAGCCUGAGUCAGAGCUUCUACAGUCAGCUGCCUGAAACACCUGAGACCCAGUUUGCUAAAUCUGUUUCUGAGCUGCAGAGCGAGAGGAAGUACCAUAAGUCGGGCCGGCAGGGAGCCGGCAGCUGUCUCUACUCCACGAUGGCUGAAACCCUGGACACUCAACACGCCAGGCAGGCGUCACACACGCUGAGCCAGGUCCGGUACAAAGAGGACGUGAAGAAGGAUUCCUCGUCCUCGCUGUUUUCCAACCUUCCUCAAACUCUCCAGACCGAGUUGGCCAAGGAGGUGACGGAGCUCCAGAGCCAGGUGAAAUACAAAGAGGGCUGUAAGAAGGAGGCGUCCUCCCCUCUGUACCGCCUCCUACCGGAGACGCCAGAGACGCAGUUCGCCCGGGAGAUGUCGGAGAUGCAGAGCGAGGUGCAAUACAAGAAGGACAAAGAGGAUCUGUCCAACACUCUGUUCUCACUGCUGCCCGAGACUCUGGAGACGCAGUUUGUCAAAGAGAUGAAUGAGACGCACAGCGAGGUGAAGUACAAGCAGAGCGGGAAGCAGCAGUCGGCUCUUUACUCCAAACUGCCUGAAACUCUGGAGACCAAACGAGCUAAAGAGGCGACAGAGCUGCAGAGCGAGAGAAAGUACAAAGAUGACGGGAGGAAGGAGAUGAUGACGUCUCUUUACUCACAGCUUCCUGAAACCACAGAGACGCAGUUCGCCCGGGAGAUGACGGAGCUGCAGAGCGAGAACAAGUACAAAGAAAGUGGGAAGAAGGGUCAGACGCUCAGUGUUUACUCCCAGCUGCCAGACACCAACGAAAUCCAGUUUGCCAAAACUGUUUCUGAAAUACAGAGUGAGGCCAAAUACAAAGAAGCAGGGAAGAAGGAGGUGAGCAGCUCUCUGUACUCGAAGCUGCCGGAGACUCUGGACACGCUGCACUCCAAAGAGGUGUCCCAGCUGCAGAGUCAGGUGAAGUACAAACAGGACGGUAAGAUGGAGGCCAGAGACUCCCUCUACCACCGACUGCCUGAAACCACAGAGACACAGCUGGCGAAGCAUCUGGGGGACAUUUACAGCCAGGUGAAGUACAGAGACGAGGGGAAGAAGGACGCCGGGAGGAACCUGUACUCGCUCCUCCCCGAGACGGCCGAGACGCAGUUUGCCAAACACGUGUCUGAGAUCCAGAGCGAGGUCACGUACAAGAAGGACAAAGAGGAUCUGUCCAACACUCUGUUCUCUCUGCUGCCCGACACUCUGCACACUCAGUUUGUCAAAGAGAUGAACGAGACGCACAGCGAGGUCAAAUACAAGGAAGCAGCUAAGAAAGAAGCCGGCAGCGCUCUGUUCCACCGGCUGCCGGAGACUCUGGAGAUGCUGCACGUCAAAGAGGUUACUGAGCUGCAGAGCCAGAACAAGUACAAGGAGAGUGGGAGGAGCUUGAUGUCGUCCAGCUUGUACGCUCAGCUGCCGCAGACGACCGAGACGCAGCUCGCCGCCAAGAUGUCCGACCUGCACAGCGAGUGUCUCUGUGUCUCAGCGUCUCUGCGUCUCUGCGUCUCUGCGUCUCAGUGUCUCAGUCGUCUCUGCGUCUCUGCGUCUCUGCGUCUCAGCGUCUCAGCGUCUCAGCGUCUCAGUAGUAAAUACAGAGAGGACGGGAUCAGGGGCCUGUCUCAGAGCUUCUACUCUCAGCUGCCAGAGACGUCCGAGACGCAGCUCGCCAGAAGCGUCUCUGAGCUGCAGAGCGAGACCAAGUACAAGGAGGCGAGCAGGAAGGAGGCGAGCAGCUGUCUGUACCAUCAGCUCCCUGAAACUCUGGAGACGCAGCAUGCGAAGGAGACGUCCGAGCUGCAGAGUCAGGUGAAGUACACAGAAGGGAAGAAAGAGCUGAGCACCAACCUGUACUCUCUGCUGCCGGAGACCGGGGAGAUGAAGUUAGCUAGAGCCGCCAUGGACCUGCAGAGCGAGAGUAAAUACAAGCAGAGAGGUCGACAGGAGGUCAGCACCACUGAGUUCCACCAGAUGACAGAAACCAACGAGAUGGAGUUUGCGAAGCAGAUGUCUGAACUUCAGAGUGAGACAAAGUACAAGAAGGACAAAGAGGAUCUGCCCAACGCUCUGUUCUCUCUGCUGCCGGACACGCUGCACACUCAGUUUGUCAGAGAGAUGAACGAGACACACAGCGAGAGUAAAUACAAGGAGGCCGGUAAGAAGGAGCUGGGGAACAGUUUGUAUUCUCUGCUGCCGGAGACCAAAGACACUCGACAUGCCAAGGAGCAGACGCAGCUGCACAGUGAGAAGGCGUACCGGCAGGAGGGGAAGAAGGACGCCGGCUGCAGUCUGUACGCACAGAUGCCCCAGACCAUCGAGACCGUGUUCGCCAAAGAGCUGAGCAGGACGCAGAGCGAUAAGUCUUACAAGGAGAAGUACAACCGUGAGAAGGGGAAGUCCAGCUACACCAACAUGAAGACGCUGCCCGAGGUGGAGCACGCCAUGGAGGUCAACAAGAACCAGAGCAACGUCAGCUACAGAAAAGACAGAGAGGAGCUUCAUCACUACAACUCAGCAGCAGACAGACCGGACAUCAUCAGCGCCACCAACGCUUCCAAACUGGCCAGCAAUGUGGCCUAUAAGAGUAACACAAAGCAGCUGGUUUACAGCGACGUCUCUCUUUUGGCCAGAACAGACAUCCAGCACGCCAAGGAGGUUUCAAAACUGGCCAGUCAGGUGAAGUAUAAGGAGAACUUCCACAGACACUUAAAGGACCAGAAGCCUCGUUACAACCCACUGGAGUGUGUGUCCUUCAAACACACACAAGCUGCCUCUGCCCUGGCCAGUCAGGUGAAGUAUAAAACCAACCAGAACCAGAAGCCUGAGGGAUCCUCGGACCUGCCCAACCUGCUGCAGCUGGAGCACGUCCUGCACGCCAGCAAGCUGCAGAGCAACGUCAGCAGCUGCAGUCCACACACGAGACAACCUGUAUCUGCACCUCAGACCGAUAACGUUCCUACUGUGUGUGUGUGUGUCUGUGUGUGUCUGUGUGUGUGUGUGCAGGUGGAGUAUAAGAAGGAUUACGAGCAAUCCAAGGCCCAGUACCAUGUUGCUGUGGACACAGCUGAGCAGCUCCACCACAGGGAGAACGCAGUACUGCACAGUCAGGUGAGGUACAGAGAGGAGUAUGAGAAGAGCAAAGGUCGAUCUCAGAUGGAGUUUGGAGACACUCAGACGUACAAGGUGUCUAAAGAAGCUCAGAAGAUGCAGAGCGAGAGGGAGUAUCGGAGGGACUAUGAGGAGCAGGUGAAGGGGAAAGCGUUGAUGGACGUUGACCAAACACCUGGAUACCUGACAGCUUGUCAUGCCAGCAGUCUGCUGAGCGAGAAGGAGUACAGGAAAGACUUCGAACAGGAAGUGAAGGGGCGUGGCUUAUCUGGCCUCGGCCUGGAGGAGACACCAGAGCUGCUGAGGGCUCGAAACGCCACUCAGAUACUGAACCAGGGUUUUACAAGCAGACAGAGGCAGCUCCAUGAAACCUCCUACGGGACAGUGACCGACACUCCUGAGCUGCUGCACGCCUCCUACCUCAAAGACGUCUACAGUCAGGUCAAGUACAAGCAGAGUGCGGUGAAGGCCACGAGUGUGAGAGUGACACCAGAGCUGGAGAGAGUCCGACAGAACCAGGAGAACUUCAAGCUCGUGUUCCAUCAGGCCAAGUACCACGAGGACUUUGAGCGAGCGCGCGGCCGAGGCUGCGCUCCGGGAUUGGACGAGCCCAGCAUGGAGCGCUACCAGAGAGCCAAUCAGAUGAUGGGAGAGGCAGGUUACGGCAAAGGGAUCCGCCCCCAGGUGAUGGAGAUGGACAGACGACCAGGAGGCAUCAUCGUAGCGCCCGUCCUUCCAGGAGCGUACCAUCAGGGCGUCCAGAUGCAGCAGCAGCAGCAGUAUCACGGCUACAUGCAUCAAACCAGCAUGUCCUCUGUCAGAUCCGUCACCUCCCCCCCGCACUCAGCCACCAUGCGUGUUUACCGGGCGCUGUACGACUACGCGGCUCAGGACCACGACGAGGUCUCGUUCAGGGACGGGGACGUCAUCGUCAACGCUCAGCCAAUCGACGAGGGCUGGAUGUACGGCACCGUGCAGAGAACCGGCCAGUCCGGCAUGCUGCCCGCCAACUACGUGGAGUGUUGCAACUGAAGGAGGGAGGAGGUGUGGAGAGAGAGAGAGGGGGAGAGUGGGAGAGAGAGGGAGAGAGGGAGGUGGGGGUGAGGCUGGGGUGGAAAUUUAAAUGAAAAAGAAAAAUCCACCUUCAUUGGUUAAAACAAAUCAGAAGUCGCUCUUUUGGGUUUUUUCUUCUUCCAGAUGUUUUCAGCUGCAGACGUCUGACUUCACAGAUCUGAAACGUUAUCAAUGUCAAGUCCCAGUCACAAACUGGUUUUCUAGAGUCCUGAUCACUUGUUGCUGUAAAUCCCAUCAUUUAAAGUGGUGGCAAACACGGACCUCACUCCAGAACAACAGCUGGAUUCACUGAACAUGACGGCUGCGUUCAGACAUGCACUGAACUCCGGAGGUUCUGCAGGACAUUCUCUGGAGGACAUCUGUAUGUGUGAACGCAAACGUCCCAGUGAGAUCCACAGGUCUGGAGGAGACGAUGUGAGGAAGUAGUCCCUAACAGAUGCACUGUUUCCUCCUGUGAGCGGCUGUUCCAGGAAAGAGCUGAGCCCCAUUUCUGAAAUGAGAGAAUAUUUAUUUGUGUUAUUUGUUCUUAAAGAGUUUCGAGGCUUCAGCAGCAGAGGAGUGAGAAGAGAAAAGAGUUUUUAUCUGAUGAUUGACAAAGAGAAAACUACAGGACAUCACAAGACUUAGUGUGGAAAUGAGGACGGGAAAGUGUCUCCGUCUGAUUUCUGUCUUUAAGAGACGAGUUGGAGAGUGGGGGGGCAAGGAGGAAUUAGAGAUAAUAACAGUUUAAAGAUGUCUCACGUUGAAUCAUUGAUUGAUCCUGAGUUUUAUUCAUGUUCAGGUGAGUGUAGUUUAGUUGUUGACCUCUGAUAUAAAAGUUCACAGGAUGCAGCUUGGGUUGAAAUACAGGAACUAACACACUGUGUCUUUUUGUCUCUCAGAUCAAAUACUUUGUGUUUUUAACGAUGAGUCACAGUUUUCAGGUCGUUGUCUCCUCCAGACAGAGACAGUCUCUGGAGUGUGGACAGACUGUGAGGACGUCCGGCCUCCAGGUUUCUGUACGUCUCAGAGUAUUUUGAUACACGGCUCCCGUCUACGUUCUGGACAGAAGUAUUUGACUCUUGUACUUGUAUGUGUCCAGUACAUCCAAGUGUUUUCUGGCUCUGUUGUCUUGCUGUGUGGAUUUGCAUCCCAGUCUCGUACUGAGUAAAACCUCCGUCAGCCGUGAGACGUCAUUUUAGCCGGAGAGUCUUUUGUAUAUUUGAUUAUUUCAUAAAUACUAGAUGCAGUAGAAUAUCAUUUACUGAGUAUUCACAUGUUAACUGUGUUGGUUUUUGAUGGCAUUUUAGAAAAACUUGUAUUUUCCUGCAUUAAGCUUCUUUUUCUUCUAAUGUCACCAGUGUUAAGUUUUUGAUUUAGUGUGUGUGUGAUGACCGAUUAUACUAAGUUUAUUUACAUUUUAUUUCAAAUGAUAUAUCGCUCAGUUAUGUUCUUUUCCAAACGAUUAUUGUUGUGUUACAUAUGUAAGAAAUAAAAACAGACGACUUGUCAACAGA